AUGGCCGCGCCCUCUGGUCACCUCUCUCGCGGUUCUGACGACCUGGGCGUCUUCGAUGACGCCAAAAGCUACUAUACGGCAGAGCGUCAUCAAAACCGUGCUGGUCCUCGCACCCGAACUUAUUCUCAGAAUAGUCUGAUGUCCCGCUUUGAGCGAGUCAAUCUUCGAGAGCCCUUCCGACGUGGCAGCCAUGGCAACCUUUCACUCCAAGAGGAUCCCAAUGGAAACAUGCAGAUUACGAUUGAGGACAAUGGACCCAAGGUCAUUUCUCUGCGUACCGCCGCUUCAGCUGGUCACAACCGUUUCGAUGUGCGAGGAACCUAUAUGCUGUCCAACCUCUUGCAGGAGUUGACUCUGGCCAAAGAGUACGGACGAAAACAGAUUGUUCUGGAUGAAGGUCGCCUCAACGAAAACCCAGUCGAUCGAUUGUCUCGUAUGAUUCGUGACCAUUUCUGGGAAAACCUGACAAGACGUAUUGAUGCGUCGACUGUCGACAUUGCGGCUAGAGAUCCCAAAGACUGGACAGCCGACCCACGCCCACGCAUCUACAUCCCUUAUCGAUGCCCUAGGCAAUACGAGUUUUACAAGAGAGUCGCCGAAGAGAGACCUGAGAUGCGACUGGAUGUUCAGAUGCUACCCGAGAAGAUCACUACUGACCUAGUCCGCGACAUGAACGAUGCGCCUGGUCUUUUGGCCGUGGAUGUGCAAGAAGUGCCAGAGCCAGAGCACCCUUCAGGAUGGACGCUCAAGGGUAUGCCCUUUGUUGUCCCUGGCGGUCGUUUCAACGAGCUUUACGGCUGGGACAGCUACAUGGCUUCCCUGGGCCUUCUCAUCAAUGACCGGGUCGAUCUGGCAAAGUCAAUGGUCAUUAACUUCUGUUUCUGCAUCGAACACUAUGGUAAGAUCCUGAAUGCAACACGAUCUUACUAUCUCUGUCGAUCACAGCCUCCGUUCUUGACCGACAUGGCUCUUCGUGUCUAUGAAAAAAUCAAGCACGAACCCGAUGCCAAGGAGUUCCUUCGACGAUCUAUCCUAGCCGCUAUCAAGGAGUAUCAUAGUGUUUGGGUUUCGGAGCCUCGAUUGGACCCUACCACGGGUCUGUCGAGAUAUCGACCAGAAGGUCGUGGGGUGCCCCCUGAGACAGAGGCCACCCAUUUCGUACACAUCCUUGAUCCUUACAUCAAGAAGCACAACACAACAUUUGAAGAUUUUGUGCGAAAGUACAAUCAUGGCGAAAUUGACGAGCCUGAACUCGACGAGUACUUCAUGCACGACCGUGCUGUGCGCGAGUCAGGCCACGACACCUCAUACCGCCUCGAGGGUGUCUGUGCCAACCUAGCUACCAUCGAUCUCAACAGUCUCCUGUUCAAAUAUGAGACUGAUAUUGCCCGAACUAUCCGCAGCGUCUUCAAUGAUAAGCUGACCAUGCCCGAAGAAUUCUGCGCCGGCACGCCCUAUCAGCCUGGCGAGGUUCUCUCGUCGGCAGCCUGGGACCGGCGAGCCAAGCGACGUAAGCUUACUGUGGACAAGCUGAUGUGGGAUGAGAAGGAGGGCAUGUUCUUUGACUAUGACACCGUGAAGCGCGAACGAUGUACAUACGAGAGUUGCACAACUUUGUGGGCUCUCUGGGCAGGCAUUGCCACGCCAAAACAGGCCGCUGAGAUGGUCCGUAAAGCUCUCCCCAAAUUUGAGGCCUACGGUGGUCUGGUUUCAGGAACAGAAGAAUCGCGUGGAGCCGUCGGCCUGGAUCGACCUAACAGACAGUGGGAUUACCCAUAUGGCUGGCCUCCACAGCAAAUGCUGGCAUGGACCGGCCUGAUUCGCUACAGUUUCACUGAAGAGGCGGAGCGAAUUGCCUAUAAGUGGCUUUUCAUGGUCACUAAAGCCUUUGUUGAUUUUCAUGGUGUUGUAGUUGAAAAGUAUGACGUGACACGGCCAGCCGACCCUCACCGAGUAGAUGCAGAGUACGGAAACCAAGGCCUCGGUUUCAGAGGUGUCAACAAGGAAGGGUUUGCUUGGGUCAACGCCAGCUAUAUCUAUGGACUGCAAAUCAUCAAUGCGCACAUGCGCAGAGCACUUGGUGCUUUGACACCCUACGACACCCUGAUGAAGGCUAUUGAGCAGAAUGAGGAGAAAACGCUGGCUGGUCUGCUUAGUUCAUAG
This is a messenger RNA of Fusarium poae, 2163 nucleotides long. It is a transcript of the gene NTH1, whose product is annotated as alpha,alpha-trehalase nth1. The record is from RefSeq and is a predicted model, not a curated record. Gene Ontology annotation, biological process: trehalose catabolic process. The transcript is spliced from 4 exons. Gene Ontology annotation, molecular function: alpha,alpha-trehalase activity; calcium ion binding. Lineage: Eukaryota; Fungi; Ascomycota; Sordariomycetes; Hypocreales; Nectriaceae. The coding region runs from base 1 to 2163 and encodes 720 amino acids. Gene Ontology annotation, cellular component: cytoplasm.